Messenger RNA from Halichondria panicea, 1132 nucleotides. RefSeq lists its product as uncharacterized. The record is from RefSeq and is a predicted model, not a curated record. Gene Ontology annotation, molecular function: lipid binding. Gene Ontology annotation, biological process: eisosome assembly; endocytosis. Bases 99 to 1022 code for a protein of 307 amino acids. Gene Ontology annotation, cellular component: eisosome filament; plasma membrane. The transcript is spliced from 7 exons. Lineage: Eukaryota; Metazoa; Porifera; Demospongiae; Suberitida; Halichondriidae.
GGGGGAGGGGCUUGUUGUUUUGACCCAGGCUGUUGUGGUGAUUGUUUCUUGUGUAGAUAAACAAGCUCUUCCUAUAAACAUAUCAGAGGCAGGUUGCAAUGAGCAAAGCUACUGCUGCAUUGAGAAGGGGAGGUGUUCGACUGCGCUCACUGGGUAGUGGCCACGCCCCCCUAAACCUCCUCAUCUCUGAGCAGUCCAACACACGUCAGAAGUACAAGGACCUGAUAGCAGCUCAGGUGUCAUUCUCCCAGACCCUAGAUCGGUGGUCACAAGAGGAGGAGAACCCAGCACUACAAGAUGUCCUCCAUAAUGUCACAGAGCUCAACCUUCUCUGGGCUGAGGCUCAGAGAGACUUUGUAGUCUCACUAAAAGAGUACAAGAAAAUAUACGAAAAGAUUCGUGAUAUGGAGAAGAAAUUGAAUACAGUCAGAAAGCAGUUGAGCACUCUUGAAGAAAAGGAGAAGAAGCUUCAGAAAGAGAUAGUGAAGGGAAACAAAGAUCUGUCAGCAACUCGAGAUAAACUGAAACAAACCUCAGACUCCAAAAUGUUGGCCCAAGCUGAAGUGAGUGGUUUGGAGCGUGAGAAUGAAGCUGUCAAGUUAAUGACAGUCAAGAGUGGACUGCUAGAUCUAUCUCAAGCCUGGGGUCUCAUAGGAACCAAGUGCAACCUCAUAGCUGACUCACAGAAGGAGCUAGCUUUGCUGAUGCCUGAUGUUGGUUCUUCCAGAGUACAGGAGAUCCCCACUUACACUGGUGCUAGAGAUUCCAGUAGGAUUGUAUAUAACGCUCGCUCUAAGAUAGAGCUGCUCCUCCCUCCGCAGUACAGCACAGACCAAUCCUAUAACUCUGAGUUAUCCUACACAUCAAUGGAGCCAACCAUUCUCAAGAGGUCAACUCUGUCUAGUAAACCCUCGCGACCUCCGACCUCUACGACUAGUAGUAGCAGCACCCUCCGGAUCCCCUCUGCUAACAACGACUAUGAAUAUGCUGAUGACUCUUUUGACAGCUUUGAAUCUGACUAGUUUAACAUUAUGUGAUUAAAACAAUAAUAUAAUUAUUAUGUGUUUUUUAUUUCCAAUUAAUUAUUUAUGCAUUGUGAAGUACAAAAGAUGUUUAUGAAGUUCAUUUCUGA